AUGUUUAUUGGGUGGCGGAAACUCAUGCAUGCCAAAAACCCAGACCUCUAUCAAGCACACUUCCAAUCACUUCUGGUUGAUCUGAAGGACACGUGGGCGGAUUUACCUGCCAUUACUAGUGAUAUCCCAUUCCCGUUCAACUUUUUGGAAGCUGAUUUUGAGCAGAUCAAACUGGAUAGUGAUGGUGCAGUGGCCGGAACCAAGCUUGUUACAGAGGUUAAGGAGAGAAUGGGUGAUUUAUGGCCAGAUAAAGGCUUCAUUAAGCAUAAGUGA
Messenger RNA from Aspergillus clavatus NRRL 1, 273 nucleotides. RefSeq lists its product as uncharacterized. Lineage: Eukaryota; Fungi; Ascomycota; Eurotiomycetes; Eurotiales; Aspergillaceae. The record is from RefSeq and is a predicted model, not a curated record. The transcript has 2 exons. The coding region runs from base 1 to 273 and encodes 90 amino acids.